Messenger RNA from Carya illinoinensis, 2167 nucleotides. RefSeq names its product monocopper oxidase-like protein SKS1. Gene Ontology annotation, molecular function: oxidoreductase activity; copper ion binding. Gene Ontology annotation, cellular component: plasma membrane. The coding region runs from base 185 to 1966 and encodes 593 amino acids. The transcript is spliced from 9 exons. NCBI's taxonomy places the organism in Eukaryota, Viridiplantae, Streptophyta, Magnoliopsida, Fagales, Juglandaceae. The record is from RefSeq and is a predicted model, not a curated record.
UACCCUACUCGUCUGUAGUAUCUUCGUUUCUUUCGUACAGACUAAAGAAGACUCGAAUCAUCCAGCCUCAUCGCUCUCCCCCCACUCUCUCUCUGACUGAUACCGUUUCAUCAUGUAAAACACCAUCAAAUCUCAGAGGAAUCUGCUCUGCUCUGCGCGCUCGCAUAAACCCAAGAGUACAUCAAUGGCUCGUUUUGGGCUCUCCCUGUUUUCUCUGUUUUCUUUAGUCCACAUUGCUCUUCUUCCGAGCCUCUGUUUCUCGGCUGACCCCUACGUUUUCUAUGACCUGCAUGUCUCUUACAUCACUGCCUCCCCUCUUGGCGUUCCUCAACAGGUUAUAGCAGUAAAUGGGAAGUUUCCGGGUCCAGUAAUCAACUCUACGACUAAUAACAAUGUUGUUGUCAAUGUACGGAAUGAUUUGGAUGAAGACCUGCUAAUGACCUGGUCUGGAAUUCAAAUGCGGCGUAAUUCAUGGCAGGAUGGUCUUAUUGGCACAAAUUGUCCAAUUCACCCCAAAUGGAAUUGGACAUAUCAGUUUCAAGUCAAGGAUCAAAUUGGGAGCUUUUUCUACUUCCCGUCCCUCCUGUUUCAGAGAGCAUCUGGUGGUUUUGGUCCUUUCAUUAUCAAUAAUCGGGAUAUAAUUCAGAUUCCUUUUACUCAGCCAGAUGGGGACAUCUUCAUUAUGAUCGGUGACUGGUUUACCCGGAACCAUUCGGCGCUGCGGUCUGUCCUUGACGCUGGAGAAGACCUUGGUAUGCCUGAUGGAGUUCUUAUCAAUGGAAAGGGACCUUACCGAUACAAUACCACUCUUGUACCUGAAGGCAUCCAGUACGAAUCCAUUGGAGUCGAUCCAGGCAAAACAUAUCGACUCCGUGUGCACAAUAUUGGAAUUUCGACUUGUUUAAACUUCAGAAUUCAAAACCAUUUUCUGAUUCUCGCGGAAACAGAAGGACAUUAUACAGUGCAACAAAAUUUUACUGACGUAGAUAUACAUGUUGGGCAAUCUUAUUCCUUUUUGGUCACCAUGAAUCAGAAUGCAAGUUCUGAUUACUACAUCGUUGCAAGUGCUAGGUUUGUGAAUGAAUCACUUUGGCAGAGAGUGACCGGUGUUGCUGUUUUACACUACUCCAAUUCUAAAGGGCCAGCAACCGGUCCUCUCCCCGACCCACCAAAUGACUUUUAUGACAAGUCAAGGCCAGUAAACCAGGCACUAAGCAUCAGGCAAAAUGUAUCUUCAAGUGGAGCUCGCCCUAAUCCACAGGGGUCUUUCCACUACGGUUCAAUUAAUGUGACAGAUACAUAUGUGAUGAAGAUUGUGCCACCAGUAAAGAUCAAUGGGACACUUCGAGCGACACUCAACGGGAUCUCAUUUGUUAAACCUGAGACACCAAUCAGGCUCGCUGACCAGUAUAAAGUGAAGGGAGAGUAUAAGCUUGAUUUUCCCAAUAAGCCACUUAACAGAACCCCCCGGAUAGACACAUCUGUUAUUAAUGCUACUUACAAGGGCUUCAUAGAAGUGGUAUUUCAGAACAAUGACACUGUUGUGCAGAGUAUUCAUAUGGAUGGCUAUUCAUUUUUUAUGGUCGGGAUGGACUUCGGUGAGUGGACAGAAGACAAAAGAGAUAGAUACAACAAGUGGGAUGCAAUUUCUCGCUCCACUACACAGGUUUUCCCUGGUGGUUGGACUGCAGUCCUUGUCUCUCUUGACAAUCCUGGAGCAUGGAACAUUAGAGCAGAAAAUCUUGAUAGAUGGUAUCUAGGCCAAGAAACUUAUAUGAGAAUUGUCAAUCCUGAAGAAAAUGGUGAAACGGAGAUGGCUGCCCCAGGCAAUGUUUUAUACUGCGGUGCCCUUCAACACUUAGCGAAGAAUCAGACCAACUCUGCGGUAUCAAUUGUAAGGGGAAGCUCAAAGUUGUUUUUUAAUCUGCUGGUGGCAUUCUUUCCUCUGAUUACCAUUUUUAGCUAAGAUUCUGCUGCUGCAUUGGUGAGAAGUUCUAUGAAUUCCAGGCGGUGACAGCUUUGUCCUAGCUUUGUUGCAGGUGGGGGAUGUUACUCUUGGGUCUAUUGAAACAUAUUUAGUUUAGGUGCCCAUACUGAGAUUUUUCAGUACAGUAUUUUGUGAGUUGAUUUCCUAUAAAAAUAUAUAUAUAUUUUAUGGUUUCAUUGA